Cyprinus carpio (common carp) is the source of this 2953-nucleotide messenger RNA. It is a transcript of the gene fxr1, whose product is annotated as FMR1 autosomal homolog 1. The record is from RefSeq and is a predicted model, not a curated record. NCBI's taxonomy places the organism in Eukaryota, Metazoa, Chordata, Actinopteri, Cypriniformes, Cyprinidae. Gene Ontology annotation, biological process: central nervous system development; DNA damage response; negative regulation of translation. Gene Ontology annotation, molecular function: mRNA 3'-UTR binding; translation regulator activity; protein homodimerization activity. Gene Ontology annotation, cellular component: membrane; dendritic spine; nucleus.
GAAGUACUGUGUGAAGUAUGAAGGAAUUCCUCAGGGUUCACUGCUGAGCCCUGUACAGUUCUAGAACUUUACCCAGCAUCCUCUUCGCGCUCAACAUGGAGGAACUGACGGUGGAGGUCCGUGGCUCCAAUGGAGCUUAUUAUAAGGGCUUUGUCAAAGACGUUCACGAUGACUCGCUCUCCGUUUCGUUCGAAAAUAACUGGCAACCUGAAAGACAAGUUCCCUUCAGCGAUGUGCGCUUGCCACCUCCUGCUGACGGCAAAAAGGAGAUCACCGAAGGAGAAGAAGUGGAGAUCUUCUCCCGCGCGAACGAGCAGGAGCCCUGUGGCUGGUGGCUGGCUAAAGUGCGCAUGAUGAAAGGAGACUUCUAUGUUAUCGAGUACGCCGCGUGUGACGCAACCUACAACGAGAUCGUAACGUUCGAGCGUCUCCGCCCGGUCAACCGCAAUAAAGCUGUGACGAAGAACACCUUCUUUAAGUGCAGCGUUCCUGUGCCUGAUGAUCUCAGAGCAGCAUGUGAGAACGAACAAGCACACAAGGAUUUCAAAAAGGCGGUCGGAGCCAUUCGGAUUGUUUACAGCCCGGAGCAAAGUGAACUGACUGUACUGUCCAUGAACGAAUCCACCGUCAAGCGCGUCUCCCUGCUGAGUGACAUGCAUUUACGCAGCAUCCGCACCAAACUCCUGCUCAUGUCCCGGAACGAGGAGGCCACCAAACAUCUGGAGAGUACGAAGCAGUUGGCCUCGGCGUUUCAGGACGAGUUCACUGUGCGAGAGGACCUCAUGGGUCUCGCCAUCGGAACCCACGGCAGUAACAUUCAGCAAGCCAGAAAGGUGCCGGGAGUGACGGCCAUCGAGCUGGACGAGGAGACGGGAACCUUCCGGGUGUACGGAGAGAGUGCUGAGGCCGUACAGAAAGCAAGGAAUUAUCUGGAGUUUCUGGAAGAUUCGGUGCAGAUUCCUCGCAAUCUUGUUGGGAAGGUUAUCGGAAAAAAUGGCAAGGUUAUCCAGGAGAUAGUGGAUAAAUCCGGUGCGGUGAGAGUGCGCAUCGAAGGCGACAAUGACAACAAACUCCCCCGGCAGGAAGGAAUGGUGCCAUUUACAUUUGUUGGUACAAAGGAGAGUAUCAGCAAUGUACAGGUCCUACUGGAGUAUCAUAUUGCUUAUCUAAACGAGGUGGAGCAGCUGCGACUGGAGCGGCUGCAGAUUGACGAGCAGCUGCGUCAGAUCGGGGUGGGCUACAGGCCCGUCCCAAACCGACCCGCCGAGAAGGACAAGAGCUACGCCACUGAAGAGAGCACAUCCACCACCCAUAUCAACCGCUCCUACACCAACAGGGGCCGCGGCCGCCAGGGGCCCGGCUACACGUCCGGCUACGGCACUAACUCCGAGCACUCGUACGCCUCGGAGACCGACUCUGAGCGCAAGGAAGAGCUGAGCGACUGGUCCAUGGCAGGAGAGGAGCCCGAGCGCAACCCCAGACAGCAGAGGGACAGCAGGAGGAGACCAGGAGAGGGACGGGGCCGGGGACGCGGAGGACCCGGGGGCAGAGGCCGCGGCUCAGGAAGAGGGGCAUCCAACUCAAUUAGCUCAGUCCUGAAAGAUCCAGAUAUAAACCCAUACAGUCUGUUGGACAACACUGAGACGGAUCAGACGGCGGACACGGAUGCCAGUGACUCCCAGAUGUACACCAAUCGUCGCAGACGCUCCCGUCGUCGCCGCACUGAUGAAGACACCACAGUCAUGGACGGCAUGAGCGAGUCCGACAACGCCUCCCUCAGCGAGAAUGGCCUCGAUGAUGCUGAAGCUAAACCACAGCGGCGCAAUCGCAGCCGCCGACGCCGUUUCCGGCCUCCUGAGGAGAGGCAGCCAGUUACUGUGGCUGACUACAUAUCACGAGCUGAAUCUGAGAGCAGACAGAGAAACCCAAGAGAUCUGAGGAAGAACAAAAAGGACAUGGGUCAAGUGGACUUCAUAUCGGAGCACAGCCCGGCUGAAGCCGUGAGCAACGGCCCCACCAAAGUGGACGAUCAGAGCAAAACGCCACAAGCUACCACCGAGAAGACGCCCAAAGCCAAGCCAGCCGUCGUCAAUGGAGUCUCCUAAUCAGUUCGGCUUCUUUCUCCAAACUCAUAACCUUUACGAUUUUACAAUAGUGCUUGUACAAGCUUGCCAAAGAUAGACGUACAGACUUCCACAUUCUCGAUUGCACUUUUCAGUUCCUUCAAUGUGGAACCGAUAAUUACAAUGGAAAAAAAAAAUAUUGAGACACAAAAAAACAAAAACAAACUUAUGUCACACCUGUGUUCCUGAACAGAUAUUGUGCCUUCAGAGCGUAGUUUCAACAUUAUGUUGGCUGGCUAUAGAGCAAACAAACAGAAAAAAAAAAAAAACCAACAGCAACAACUUGUCUGAAUACGGAAAGACUCCCAGACAUCCUUAGCUGCUUUUUGUUACGUUUUAAUAUGCAACCACUUCUUCACGAGGGGUUAUGGGAAAAAGAGGACGUUUUGCACUGAAUAGUCAUUUCUUGAACUUUAGAAUAAUGUUAGUCUGGAAACUGGUCUGCUAAUUGUCCAUUUUAAAUGCUGUAUGUACAACACUUCCUGAAUGAUUGAUUGGGUUUCAUCCUUUGUCUGUUGGGUUGUUGUAAUGGUGGCAACCGAGACUUUUUUGCUAAAGGAGUUUUUCUUUUUUUUUUUUUUUUUUGGUUUAUUUAUUUUAAAAUGUACAGUAUUUAAAAUUAACGAUGCAGUGGUUUUUAACACUAAACUGCCUGAAAUUCUUAGCACGCAAUUACAAAUUUGGACUACUGAAAGAUCAAUUUCCAGAUGUUCUGUUCUGUAAACUACGUUUGUUAGUCCUUAUGGGUUUUUUUAAAAGAUCAUUCUGGUUGUUUGAUGUGCAAUAUGUUUUGUAUGCAGGUAGUUCAUAAAUAAACAUUUGAUCUUCCA